AUGUACAGCACAGUAUCUUCCUGGGUUGAGGCCAGACACGAAUCGAUAGAUCAGUGGACAAAAAACCUUGUUGAGGGAGAAGAGAAUCAUCUGGUCAUCACAGCUCUAGAGUCACUGCUCAACGAUGAAACCUCGGGUUCUGCCACCGCUAAAAACAUCAACGAUAUCUAUCUCCCCUCAUUGGUAUCUGGUCACCGGACUAGCGUGAGCUUCAUUUGGGGCGUUCUAGCUGAUGCCUCAAGAUGGUUCGGCUCUUCUCAUACGCUGGAACUGGUCGAUCUAGUUGUUGCUAUCAAAAAUCUUCCAGACGUCGUCAACAAGGCUGGAUAUGUGGUGACACACGGAGGCAAAGUGAUCUGGCGGGAACUACAUGAUUUUGGCUGGAUAUUCUAUGAACAUGGCCUUGAUCUAGAUCUUGACACUGAAGGAUCGACCUAUGCAGAAUGGCAUGCCCAAGCCCCGGGCCACCUCAAUGCUCACACCUUCGCCGCGACUUGGAUGCAAAGAGAAAAGUGCAGCAGCAUGUUUUAUGCGGAUAGCGCCUUUUCGAACAUCAUGGCGCCUUUCGACAAGACUCGUGAGAUGGCAGACGAGUGGAAGAUGUAUAUUCCUCCUGCCACGGUCUGGAUCACAAUCAGCGGCCAAGCGGUGCAUCAUCAUUGCUUCAAGCAAAGGGACGAGAAUACCCAGGUUUUGCAUAGAGAUGGGUCGUCCCCUGAGAUAUGGGUGAAGGUCAAACAAAGAUUUGCAGAAUUGGCGAAGCAGACGGAUAUCGACGACCGCUGUCGAGGUCUUGCCAGAGAAGCAGCUAAGGAGAUGGAGCGGAUUGAGCGGAAGGACUAG
Molecule: messenger RNA, 843 nt
Organism: Aureobasidium melanogenum CBS 110374
Lineage: Eukaryota; Fungi; Ascomycota; Dothideomycetes; Dothideales; Saccotheciaceae
Exons: 3
Coding region: 1-843 (280 amino acids)
Source: RefSeq, a predicted model, not a curated record